UCUUUUGUCUUAUUUUUAUCCCAGCAGCCACCCAAGCGGCCUACUUCUCACAGCAGCCCCAGGACCAAGUGGUUGUGUCGGGUCAGUCGGUGACGCUACCUUGUAUCAUUGUGGGCUACAGAGGAAUGGUACAGUGGACCAAAGAUGGCCUGGCACUGGGUGGAGAGAGAGAUCUGCCAGGCUGGACGCGCUACUCCUUAAUGGGGGACCCACUAUCAGGCGAGCACAGCUUGCUGAUCGAUUCAGCAGACUUGGCGGAUGACGCGGUGUAUGAGUGUCAGGCUACACAGGCCGGGCUGCGCUCCCACCGUGCCAAGCUCACUGUUCUAGUCCCUCCUUCAGACCCUGUGGUGGAAGGCGGCCCUGUUGUGCGGCUGAAGGCCCACACACCACACAACCUCACCUGCAGAGCCUCAGGAGCCAAACCUGCUGCUGAGAUCACCUGGUACAGAGAUGGAGAGAUCAUGGAGACUGCGAUUUAUUCCAAGUCACUAAUGGAGGAUGGUAAGAGGGAGGCAGCUGUCAGUAUGCUUCCAAUCAUCCCAGAAGAUAGCGACUCUGGACGCACCUACACCUGCAGGGUCCUCAACCCAGCUGCUCCUGCUGGUCGACAGACAUCAAUCACCAUCAAUGUCCAGCACCCUCCAUCAGUGACUCUGUCAGUCCAGCCUCAGACAGUGACAGAGGGAGCCAAGGUUCUCUUCAUCUGCUCUGCUUCUGCCAAUCCUGAGAUCACUGGAUACAGGUGGUCUAAAGGAGGGGUGCCCAUCUCUGAGGCAAAUGGGGACAGCCUUGAAGUGACAGUAGACCAUUCGUACUUCACUGAUCCUGUCUCCUGUGAAGUGUCCAACUCUGUGGGCAGCACCAAUGUCAGCACUCUGGUCGAUGUGCAAUUUGGCCCCAGACUUCUGGCAGAACCCAAACCAAUGACAGUGGACAUGGGGAUGGAUGCAGCUUUUACUUGUGCAUGGACUGGAAACCCUCCGCUGACCCUAGCCUGGACAAAGCAAGGCUCCACUGUGGUGCUCAGCAAUGGUAACACCCUGCAGCUGAAGGCUGUUACCCAGGAGGAUGCUGGGACUUACACCUGCAAGGCCAUUGUUCCUCGUAUUGGAGUUGCUGAAAGAGAUGUCACUCUAACUGUGAACGGUCCACCCAUCAUCACAGCAGAUGCCACACAGCACGCUGUCAAGCACUCCAAGGGAAAGCUGGAGUGCAGGGUGGGCAACAGUCCCCCACCGGAGAAAAUUGUGUGGACCUUUGGGGACAUGGCCCUGUCAUCUGGCACCUCCGGUCGUUACUCAGUGCAGACUGUGGCCAGCGAUCACGGAGUCCUGUCCUCUCUGGUGCUAUCUGAGACCCUGGCGCAGGAUUUCCAGAUGCGCUAUAACUGCACAGCUUGGAACCGUUUCGGCACCGGCACUGCUCUGGUCACACUAAAAGAGCAAGAGGCUCUGCCAAUGCUGAUAAUUGUUGGUGGAGCAGUGGGUGGCGGUUGUGUCCUGCUUAUCUGUGUCAUCACACUGGUAUCCCUCUGCUGCAGGCACACAGGCAAAGGUAAAAGAUGCACUCGUCUGUCUAAGAGUGACAUAAGAGUUCAGAUUGUUCAUAGUGAUCACAACGCCACACGAGGCAAUGAUGAUGAGGAGGACGUCAAAGAACCCAUGAAAUGCUUGGUCUUCCCUCAGGCUCCAAACAGCAGCGAGUCUCCAGGGACAUCUCGCACAGAACACAGCGACCUCUUAGAGGAGGAGGAAGAUGAAAGAUCGGACAUCAAGGACCCUACUAAUGGUUACUACAAUGUCCGUGGCCAUGAUGACCGUCACAUCCGCGGCAGUGGAUUCUCUGAGUACGUGCCCAACACCCGGCCCGUCUACACUCCAUCACAGCUGCCCUCCCCCAGCCCCGUGUACGGUCAACACGGCACUCAGCCUCGCGUCUAUGAAUUCUCCCACCGAUAUGCAACCAACACAGUGAGCAGAUCUUCUUAUGAACAACAGCAAGCUGCCCAGCAGCAGCCUACCCAACCAGCCAGCAUAUAUCCCACUGAUCCCCUCUACAGUGGCUCAGCUUACUUACCUGCUACCUAUGGUCGUGCCUUCACCAGCUAUGUAAAGCCUGCUUCCUAUGAAAAGGUGGAUGCCUAUGACCAAUCAGAUCAGGCAAGCAAGGUGUCUAGCUCCUCUCGCUUUUCUUAUGCCUCGUCACAAGUGUCCUCCCAGCAGUCAGACUAUGGCCAGCCGUCUCAGCGCAUGCAGACUCAUGUCUGAUUUGAUAAGAAAUGCAAAAAAAAGAAGCAUACAGAAAAAGUGAGUAGAUAGCCAUUGCUCACAACGUUCUGCAUGGAUUUGUUUGGACAGUAUUCAGAGGGAGUCGUGUUAAUAGGGAAUGGGACAACCAGCGUAUCCGUGAUGGACACUAGGAUCUACAAUGUUGCUACCAGUAGAACUUCGAAGCUGGAAAAUUAAUCAGUUUGUGAUGUUCACGUCAAACAUAAGAUGAACAUCAGUCUUUCUACAAUGACCACCCAGAAGAGAUACUCUGUGACUGCAAGGGGCCAACUAGAAGAAACUAAACCAUCUGCAUCUCCCCGAAAUGGGUGACCAAUACAAACAGGAUAGUUGUUUACCUGCAUUCCAGAGUUUGGUUCGAGUGAAAACGAAAACUAAACCUCUUACAUACUUUCAAAGAAGAUAUCACAGCCACAGACAUAUUUAAGAAGAAGAAGAAAAAAAAACUAUGAACAGCCUUUUGUUGUCUGUCAUUUGGUGUCUUGUUGGCAUGCAAACGGAAUUCUAAGCACAUCUGUGUCUGUAUCAUCAACAAAAGAUUGAGCUAACCACAGAGAAAGUCAUAAACUGUUCUGCACAACAGGCUAGCUGUACUGACCAACAAGUGCUCGAGGCGUUGUUCUGUACUCCGAGAAAACCAACAGCGGAAUACUUCUGGCCUGAGCUGUAUUUCUGGAGCAUCUUCUGAUAAUAACCAUCACAUGUUUUGGACAUGGCAGUGUGGUUUACCAGUGGAUCAACGAAGGAGGGAAAUUUGUUUAUACUGGCCUUCAAUUUAAUGGAGGACUUUGUUUACUGUGUUUUAUCCCAAGAUUGACAAGGUGAGGCCAUAAAAUCCCAAAGAUGGUGAGAGCUCUAUGGGGGAUACGGGGGCGACUGCUAAAAUAUCCGCUGUGCUACCCUUUGUGUUUUCUGAUUGUAAACUGAAAAAUAGGAUCUGCCCAGAACAAUCAAAAGUGGUGUUUGGAAAACGUUGGCAAUCCUGAACUUGAAAUAAAGUUGAAUGCAGCUUCAAUGUCAGCAGGCUCAGGUGGAGUAAGGCAUUAAAAAGGUAGUUCUCAUGUGGACACCUUACUCAAGUUUUACAUCUCAAUCAAAUUGACUCGAUAUGUUUACAAUAAACAGUACUACCCUGAAACUCUAAAACUCUGUACAAAUGGCUAAGCCCAUACUUUCUCUCUGUUGCAUGCAAUUGAUGUGUCUUGUGAGAAUCUUCAGCGUUUAUAUUCAUGUCCAUUUCAUGUUUGAGACAUUGGUUUCCGCACCCGAUCCUGUUGCAUUCCACUUCCCGGACGUUUUAGUAUGGACGCCUGUACUGCCAUUCGUCUAAAAAAGCUGUUGUCAUGCAGCUGAGCGAGAGAUCAAAUGUCACUUAAAGUGAGAAGGCAAACACCAUCGCUCGUCUUUAUUUUUAUAUUUUAUAUAAGCCUUAAAGUACAGCGUGUUAAGCUGCUCUAUUGUAAAAUAUCUUUAUAUACAUAUGUAUCUAUCUUGGUUGGUUUGGCUUCACAGAUUUUCUUGUCUAAGUUGUUCAUCAAUCACUGAAUGCAGUUACUCUGCUUUUUUUGGAACACAACUAAUUGCCAUUUGUUUUUGUUCAUUUUAAUAAUGUAUUAAGAAUUUUAUUUGCUAAAAAGGAGCUAUUGUUGCUUGUACCUUUGUACACAUAUUUAUAUUUAA
Messenger RNA from Menidia menidia (Atlantic silverside), 3971 nucleotides. The record is from the annotation of a GenBank genome assembly. Lineage: Eukaryota; Metazoa; Chordata; Actinopteri; Atheriniformes; Atherinopsidae.